Molecule: messenger RNA, 640 nt
Organism: Parasteatoda tepidariorum (common house spider)
Lineage: Eukaryota; Metazoa; Arthropoda; Arachnida; Araneae; Theridiidae
Gene: RpL35A
Product: ribosomal protein L35A
Biological process (GO): translation
Cellular component (GO): ribosome
Molecular function (GO): structural constituent of ribosome
Source: RefSeq, a predicted model, not a curated record
GUUAAUACUGUUACUCGCGCCAUCUAUGUUUGUUUUUGAGGCGAGCAAUGUCUUAAAUAAACUAUUAGUAAAGUUGGCAAUAGUUCUCCUUACAACUCAACAAUACUCUUCAAUUCCUGGUGAUCGUCAACGAUUGUUACACGUUUUUCAGAAACCAAAAAUGGCAGAUAAGCCGUCAAAAACAGAAAAGUCAAAAGAUAAGGAAAAGAAGGCCUCAGCAGCACCAGCAACAACACCUAAAGUAGCUGCACCUAAGCCACGUGAAUAUGUAAAACCAGGAAGGUUGUACUGUAAAGGAGUAUUUGUUGGCUACAAAAGAGGUCUUCGUAAUCAGCAUGAGAAUACCUCCCUAUUAAAAAUUGAUGGUGUUGUAGCAAGGAGAGAAACCGAAUUUUAUUUGGGAAAGAAAUGUGUAUUUGUAUACAGAGCAAAAACUAAGAAAAGAGUUCCAGGCAAGAAAGAUAAAUAUUCUAAGUUAAGAGCUAUUUGGGGUAAGGUAACACGACCGCAUGGAAACAGUGGUGUAGUAAGAGCUAAAUUCCGAAGCAACUUACCUGCUAAAGCUAUGGGGCGAAGGAUUCGGGUUAUGCUGUACCCUUCCAGGAUUUAAGUGUUAUUUUAAUAAAAUUGUAUAAAAUCA